AUGUGUUUCGAAGACAAUUAUGUUGGUCGCCAAAGAUUGGCACCCGGUAGAGACGUAUCUCGCGCCGAUCCGCGUUUUCUGAUCGCUAUGUGGUUCGUAUACCAACGCACUCUGGAUGGGGAUGGCCGAACGAACAAUAUUGCCGAAGCCGCCCGGCUGCAAGGCGACUCCGGAGUAGACUGUGAAGAAAUAGGCUGUCCGGAAAACUUCUAUACCGAUUCGGGUGAACUGCAGUUUCCGAUCAAUCAGGGCCCCACGAUAGUCUUGGCACUCAUCAAAGAACUCAAGGCGAAGGUUAGCUCAUGGGAUGAAGAGAUAUGGGACCUGAUCGACGAAGAGGACCAGCAAGAGAGGGAGCUGGCGGAAGCGUCUCAAUUCGAUCCGGACGUGUCAGAGUUCAUCUCUGAAUUUGGCGCGUGCUUGCCUCAGGAGAGCGAGGAAAACGAGGCCGAAACCUGUUACUCGACCCCUUGCGCAAAAAGACGGUUCCUGACGCUGAUCCAAGGACAUACGGCGAUCCUGUCCGCCAACGGGAUUCCGCUGGCAAACUACGCUCUGACUCUGAAGUCUUCGAUGGAAGCUGCGAUGCCACCCCGUAUGCGACAAGAUCUGAAGGACGAGCGCCGGAUGGAGCAGAGAUUCUCUCAUGAGCCACAACAGGAAGCUCAUGCUGACUCUCCCGAGAAUAGCGUCGAACAGACCGUCUCCGGUGUUGAGAAAAUGAUCGGAUUCUUGAGACGACGUGUGCAGGAUUCAGAGGACAACAUGUUCCUGGACGCUGCUGCGGCUCCAGCUGAGUCCAAGGACGUACUAGAUCGCCGGAAGAAACAUCAAGAUCGCCGAUACAGUUCAACAGUCAUCGCUGCUGCUGUCAAGACCCAACGGGGCAAAUUCAAGCCCCGCCCGUGCCUUUUCUGUGACACUGCCGACCAUAAUUCCUCCCGGUGUUCCGCUGAUCUGACACUCGAGAAACGAAAGGAGAUCCUGUCAAAUCAAAAGCGAUGCUUCAGAUGUUUCGGACCAAAUCAUCGAAGCACCAGCGAAUGUUCGGGACCCCGAUUCCCAUGUGCAAUCUGCAAGUCGAGCAGGCAUUACGCGCCGAUGCACCAGAACGCAUCGGCGGCGACGAGUGCGAUCGUUGAUGAGGUCGCCUGCGGUGUCGAUUCAACCAAUGCCCUCCUGUGGACUUCUUCGGCAUACGUGGUCAUUGGAGGCCUCUGGAUACCGAUAACGGUUUUCAUAGAAGGCGGUAGGUCAAUCACUGUGAUGCUGCCAUCGUUGCGCAAGAUGCUCCGGGACUCUCCGGUCGGCUCGCGAGAUCUCAGCGUGCAGACCUUCGCGAGUUCCCACUCCAUCAAGAACGCUCCAGUUUUCAAUGUUCGUUUAACGGGGCCCUUCGACAAGACUACGGUGGAGCUUCUCGCCCUGGAGCACAACUUCGGUGUUCACCCGCCGGUCGCCGCGAAAACACUACAAAAUCCGUGGAGUCUUGAAUCGGUGGGCAUCGCCGACGCCCCUACGUCUCCGCAAUUGUCCGCAGACGAGGACUCUGCGGUCCGGCAGUUCAUUUCUGGGCUCGAGUACAAGGACCAUCAAUACGUCGUGGAGUUCCCCAAACGGGAAACCAUAGGCCUGCUCUCCAAAAAUAAGAAUGUCGCUCUGAGGCGGCUGCAGAGAAAGCUUUCCCAGCUCGAACGAGAACCCCUCACAUAUCGUCGAUACCACGAGGAACUGAUGAAAUUCGUCUGCGAAGGUCAUGCCGUUGAGGUUGGAACAAUCGCACCGGACGAGCCAUCAGAAGUCGAAGGAAGCUACUUCAUGCCGCAUCAUGAAGUUAUCACAGGCUCCGGUGCGACGGAAAAGUGGAGAAUCGUGUUCGAUUGCUCAUCAAAGGAUCGGGGAGCUACUUCUCGGAACGACCACUUACUCCCCGGACCUAAUCUCAACCCGGAGCUGGUAUCGGUGCUCCUGAAUUUUCGUAAGCAUGCCGUGGCCGUAUCCGCCGACAUCACCAAGGCCUAUCUGCAGCUGGCAAUCCGAGAAAAUGAUCGUUCGCUCUUCAAAUUCGUAUGGAGAGCACCAGGUGAACGUGAAAUCAAGGUAUUCCAGAUGCUGAAGGUCAUAUGGGGAGCGGCGUCUUCGGGGUUUUUGCUGGCUGCUACGAUCCGUGAGCAUUUGAAGCGGGGUGAUCCAUCGUGCAGAGAGCUGGGGGAAUAUUUGUACGCCGACGAUUUCCUCCAGAGCUCCAGAAGCGAUCAACAAGCGAUUGAAUUCAUUGAUAGAAUGCGAGAUACACUCAGAGUCGCCGGCAUGUCGCUGGCAAAAUGGAAGACAAACUCUAAUGCGAUCACCGAUCAUCUGGUCAGCACGGGAGCGGAUUCGUCAACAUUCGAUAGGGGCGGCUGUGGUGUGCUUAAGGUACUCGGUCUCUCAUGGGAGCCGAAGGAUGACGUUUUCCGAUUCACCACCUCCUCGUUAAGCGAGCAAUUCGAGUCGAAAUCAUCCUUAACCAAGCGAGCAGUUCUCAGCAUAGUGCCCUCGUACUACGACCCGCUCGGGUGGUUGAUGCCGUUCACCAUCCGCGGAAAAAUUAUCGUUCAGAAAAUGUGGACGGCGAAUCUCGAGUGGACUCAGACAGUUUCUGAUGAAAUGAGAGAGGAGCUUGCUCAAUGGACUACCGAGGCAAGGGCCUCCGCGGGUUUCGUGUCCCGACGCCAAUACGGCGACGCGCGCAGAGAUCCGGUGGGAUUCCAGCUCCAUUUGUUCGGAGACGCAUCCCAGUUGGCAUACGCGUGCGCUGCCUAUAUCGAGAGCCGUUUCUCGGAUGGAUCGUCGACCUUCUCGCUCGUGAUGGCGAAGUCGAGAUUGGCUCCUCGCGACCGGGUGUCUUUGCCCCGCCUUGAGCUCCUGGCGGCUCUGAUCGCGGUCAGACUGAACAAUUUUCUGGUGCAGCGAAUGCGGGUGGAGUUCGAGGCAUUCACCUACUAUAUCGACACAACCGUCGCCUUCCACUGGGCUACGUCUGCUAAACCCGGUGGGUGGAAAACCUACGUCAGCAACCGCGUGGAGGAGAUUCAGGCGAGUUCUCGCCGGGAAGACUGGUUCCAUGUCCGAGGGACAAGCAAUAUCGCCGACCUGGCUACCCGGGGAAUCAGCGCUCAGACGCUGACGGGGUCAUCAGAAUGGUGGUAUGGCCCGGAGUGGCUACGACUCCCAGCCAGCGAACGACCGCUGUCCCAACCGGCUGCAACUAAGCCCACCUUCCAAGAUGUUCGUCAGGAGAUCCGAUCGGUCUCCGCUCCAAUCGUGUCGACGGCUGCCGGAUUGAACCUCGAUCUUUUUAGCUCCUCCAGCGGAGCGGUACGGGUUCUUGCCAAUGUACUCCGCUUGACGCUUCAUGCCGGGGAACGGGUUGCGACGGCCUCGAAGCUCAGCUCAUUCGAUCUCUUCGUCGACGAAAACGGUCUCCUCCGAGCCAGAACGCGGCUGACCGAAGGACCGUUCUAUACCUACGAGGGGAAAAACCCUGCCGUCACCCCGGGUCAGUCUCGAUUGGCGUCACUCUUGAUAGUCGAUGCGCAUCGUGUAAAUGCUCAUUUCGGGGUUUCCACCGUGCUCUCUCAGCUCCGGAGGCGAUUCUGGAUAACGAGAGGCAGACAGGUAAUCAAAUCUAUUCUUCGCCGCUGCGUGAUUUGUCGCGAACGUCAGGCGGCUCCCGCCACUCAGAUUGAGGCGCCUCUUCCCGAGUGCAGAGCGGACUUCCUUGCCCCCUUCGCUUCGACCGGCCUCGACUUCUGUGGUCCGUUUCAUGUUCGCCAUCGUCUGGGAUCUCAGAAAGCCUAUGUCGCCGUGUUCACGUGCUGUCCGAUUCGUGCCGUUCAUCUGGAGCUCCUUCCGUCGCAAAAUACUCCACAGACACAUCUGGCCGUGCGACGAUUCCUGGCAGCGCACCCGAGCUGCACGCGGAUUAUAUCCGACAACGGUGCCUCCUUCGUCAAGGCCGCAACCGAACUGAAAAGGGUCUUCAAUUCGCUGAAGGAUCCAACAGUUCAAGAGGAGCUGAACGGGCGAGGUGUUCACUGGAGCUUCAUUUGUCCCCGCGCGCCGUGGCAUAGAGGAUUUUAUCAGCGGGUUGUCGGCAUUCUCAAAUCUACUCUCGUCAAAACGCUGGGACGGAGUCUCAUAGGUUAUGAAGAAUUCCGAACAAUUCUCUGCGAACUGGCCGGAGUAAUCAACGAGCGGCCGCUUACCUUCGUAUCUACAGAUCCAGACGCACCGGCCGCUCUGACCCCAGCGCAGUUCCUCCGAGGGGGUCCGGGUUAUCCCGCCUAA
Galendromus occidentalis (western predatory mite) is the source of this 4332-nucleotide messenger RNA. RefSeq lists its product as uncharacterized. The transcript is spliced from 5 exons. The record is from RefSeq and is a predicted model, not a curated record. NCBI's taxonomy places the organism in Eukaryota, Metazoa, Arthropoda, Arachnida, Mesostigmata, Phytoseiidae. Bases 1 to 4332 code for a protein of 1443 amino acids.